Messenger RNA from Phalacrocorax carbo (great cormorant), 7140 nucleotides. The record is from RefSeq and is a predicted model, not a curated record. NCBI's taxonomy places the organism in Eukaryota, Metazoa, Chordata, Aves, Suliformes, Phalacrocoracidae.
GCGGGGUGGGGGCUGUGUCUGCGGGAGAAGGAAGGGGUGGGAAUCUGAGGAGGAGGCUACCUUUUUAUUAUUAUUAUUUUCAAUUUUUUUUUUUUUUAACAUUAUUUUCGCCGUACGAGGAGGACGCUCAGAAUUCACCGGCCUGUCGGCUCCCGAGAGGGACCCGGGGAUUGUGCGCUCGCUUUUUUUCACCUUUUUUUUUUUUUUUUUUUUUCUUCCCCCGUUUGUUUCUCUGUUUUGUUUGUUCGCUUUGAUUCGUUGGUGCGUUUUCCUUUUUUAAUUUUUCUUUUUUUCCCUCCCCCCCCCCCCCCCCCCCCCCCGCCGAGCAGCAGCGGCAGCAGCAAUAUGGCUGGUGAUGGGGUUUUUGGGGGGCGCUGGCGGCGGGAGGAGCUCCGGGCAGCCCCUGCGCGCCCGGCUCGCUGUUAGCUAUGGCAAAUGGCAGCGGCGGCGGCGGCGGCGGCUCCUUCCCGGGCGGCGGCGGCGGCGGCGGCGUUAGAAUGAGUAACAAUAUCAACGCCAACAAUCUCAACACAGACUCGUCCUCCUCCCCCGUCAAUGUGCCCAAGAUGGAUGCGCUCAUCAUCCCGAUGACCAUGGAGGUGCCCUGCGAUAUCCGCGGACAGCGCAUGUGGUGGGCUUUCCUCGCCUCAUCCAUGGUCACUUUCUUUGGGGGACUCUUUAUCAUCCUGCUGUGGAGGACCCUCAAGUACCUGUGGACUGUCUGCUGCCACUGCGGGGUCAAAAACAAGGAGGCCCAGAAGAUCAAUGGUGGUGGAGAUACACAGGCAGAUGGGGCCUGCAAACCAACAGAUGAAAAAGAGGAGAAUGUGGCAGCAGAAGUGGGAUGGAUGACCUCCGUGAAGGAUUGGGCAGGAGUCAUGAUAUCUGCCCAGACAUUAACUGGCAGAGUACUUGUUGUCUUAGUCUUCGCUCUUAGUAUUGGUGCUCUUGUAAUAUACUUCAUAGAUUCGUCAAGCCCAAUAGAAUCCUGCCAGAAUUUCUACAAAGAUUUCACGUUACAGAUCGACAUGGCUUUCAAUGUGUUCUUCCUACUCUACUUCGGCUUGCGUUUCAUAGCAGCCAAUGACAAGCUAUGGUUUUGGCUAGAAGUUAACUCAGUAGUAGAUUUCUUCACGGUCCCUCCGGUGUUUGUGUCAGUAUAUUUAAACAGAAGUUGGCUUGGUUUAAGAUUUUUAAGAGCCCUUAGACUGAUACAGUUUUCAGAAAUUUUGCAGUUUCUGAAUAUUCUUAAAACAAGUAAUUCCAUCAAGCUAGUGAAUCUGUGCUCCAUAUUUAUCAGCACGUGGCUGACAGCAGCUGGGUUCAUACAUUUGGUGGAGAACUCAGGGGAUCCAUGGGAAAAUUUCCAAAAUAAUCAACCGCUAACAUAUUGGGAAUGUGUUUAUUUACUGAUGGUUACAAUGUCCACUGUUGGCUAUGGAGAUGUUUAUGCAAAAACAACCCUUGGUCGCCUUUUCAUGGUCUUCUUCAUCCUUGGGGGAUUGGCCAUGUUUGCCAGCUACGUCCCUGAAAUCAUAGAGUUAAUAGGAAACCGCAAGAAAUAUGGUGGUUCCUAUAGUGCGGUUAGUGGAAGAAAGCACAUAGUUGUCUGUGGUCACAUAACACUUGAAAGUGUGUCCAACUUCCUGAAGGACUUCCUGCACAAGGAUAGGGAUGAUGUCAACGUAGAAAUCGUCUUUCUGCAUAAUAUCUCCCCUAACCUUGAGCUGGAAGCUCUUUUUAAACGACACUUCACUCAGGUGGAAUUUUAUCAGGGUUCAGUCCUUAAUCCCCACGACCUGGCGAGAGUGAAGAUAGAGUCAGCAGAUGCGUGCCUAAUCCUUGCCAAUAAAUACUGCGCUGACCCAGAUGCUGAAGAUGCCUCCAAUAUUAUGAGAGUUAUUUCAAUAAAGAAUUAUCAUCCGAAGAUAAGAAUUAUCACUCAGAUGUUGCAGUAUCACAAUAAGGCUCAUCUGCUAAAUAUCCCAAGCUGGAACUGGAAAGAAGGGGAUGAUGCAAUCUGUCUUGCUGAGCUCAAGCUGGGUUUCAUAGCCCAGAGCUGCCUGGCACCAGGCCUUUCAACAAUGUUAGCCAACCUCUUCUCCAUGAGGUCAUUCAUAAAGAUUGAGGAGGAUACGUGGCAGAAAUACUACCUGGAAGGAGUUGCAAAUGAAAUGUAUACAGAAUAUCUGUCCAGUGCCUUUGUGGGUUUGUCCUUCCCUGCAGUUUGUGAACUGGUGUUUGCGAAACUAAAGCUCUUAAUGAUAGCCAUAGAAUACAAGUCGGAAAAGCGAGAAAGCAGUAUAUUAAUCAAUCCUGGAAACCAUGUCAAGAUUCAAGAAGGUACUUUAGGAUUCUUCAUUGCAAGUGAUGCCAAAGAAGUAAAAAGGGCAUUUUUUUACUGCAAGGCCUGUCAUGACGACAUCACGGAUCCCAAAAGGAUAAAAAAAUGUGGCUGCAAACGGCCCAAGAUGUCCAUCUACAAGAGAAUGAGACUGGCAUGUUGUUUUGAUUGCGGACGCUCUGAGCGUGACUGCUCUUGCAUGUCAGGCAGUGUACAUAGUAACAUGGACACCCUUGAGAGAGCCUUCCCACUUUCUUCUGUCUCUGUUAAUGAUUACUCCACCAGUUUACGUGCCUUUGAAGAUGAGCAGCCGUCGACACUAUCACCAAAAAAAAAGCAGCGAAACGGAGGCAUGCGAAAUUCACCCAACUCCUCACCCAAACUGAUGAGGCAUGACCCCUUGUUAAUUCCUGGCAAUGAGCAGAUUGACAAUAUGGAUGCCAAUGUGAAAAAAUAUGAUUCUACUGGGAUGUUUCAUUGGUGUCCAGCCAAGGACAUCGAAAAGGUCAUUUUGACUCGAAGUGAAGCAGCGAUGACAGUUUUAAGUGGGCAUGUAGUCGUUUGCAUAUUUGGGGAUGUUAAAUCUGCUUUGAUUGGAUUAAGAAAUUUAGUGAUGCCAUUACGAGCCAGCAACUUUCACUACCAUGAACUCAAGCACAUUGUGUUUGUGGGUUCACUUGAAUACCUGAGAAGGGAAUGGGAGACACUGCAUAACUUCCCCAAGGUUUCAAUCUUGCCUGGUACGCCAUUAAGUCGGGCUGAUUUAAGGGCUGUCAACAUCAACCUCUGCGACAUGUGCGUUAUCCUGUCAGCCAAUCAGAAUAAUAUUGAUGAUGCUUCGCUGCAGGACAAGGAAUGCAUCUUGGCGUCACUCAACAUCAAAUCUAUGCAGUUUGAUGACAGCAUCGGGGUCUUGCAGGCUAAUUCCCAAGGCUUUACCCCCCCCGGGAUGGAUAGGUCAUCUCCAGACAACAGCCCGGUCCAUGGCCUGUUACGUCAGCCCUCCAUUACAACAGGAGCCAACAUCCCUAUUAUAACAGAGCUAGUAAAUGAUUCAAAUGUUCAGUUCUUGGACCAAGAUGAUGAUGAUGAUCCAGACACAGAACUGUAUCUCACGCAGCCCUUUGCAUGUGGAACCGCGUUUGCUGUCAGUGUGCUGGACUCGCUCAUGAGCGCAACAUACUUCAAUGACAAUAUCCUCACACUGAUACGGACAUUGGUAACAGGAGGAGCCACACCAGAGCUGGAAGCACUGAUUGCGGAGGAAAAUGCGUUGAGAGGAGGUUACAGCACGCCCCAGACACUUGCAAACAGGGACAGGUGUCGAGUUGCUCAGUUGGCUUUGUAUGAUGGGCCGUUUGCAGACCUAGGGGACGGAGGUUGUUAUGGAGAUCUGUUUUGUAAAGCACUGAAAACAUACAAUAUGCUUUGCUUUGGAAUUUAUCGAUUAAGGGAUGCACAUCUAAGUACUCCCAGCCAAUGCACUAAACGUUACGUUAUCACAAACCCACCGUAUGAGUUUGAGCUUGUGCCGACAGACUUGAUCUUCUGUUUGAUGCAAUUUGACCACAACGCUGGCCAGUCCCGGGCCAGCCUCUCUCAUUCCUCCCAUUCCUCCUAUUCUUCCAGCAAGAAGAGCUCCUCGGUUCACUCCAUCCCAUCAACGGCAAACCGACUGAACCGCAGCAAGACCAGGGAUUCUCGGGAAAAACAGAAAAAAGAAAUGGUUUACAGAUGAGCCGGAUAAUGCCUAUCCCAGAAACAUUCAAAUCAAGCCCAUGAGCACUCACAUGGCCAAUCAGAUCAAUCAAUAUAAAUCGACAAGCAGCUUGAUACCACCAAUCAGAGAAGUUGAAGAUGAAUGUUGACUCCUUCGAGGCCAGAACUAUUUUUUUAAAGCCUGACAAACUUCAUGAAUGGUGAUGUGACAUUUAUUCCUCUUACAUGCUGAACUACUGAUGGCGAAGUUAAGAAGGGCAAGCUUGAUGGGAAAAGAAAGUAGACAGAUCUUUGUUUGUCUGCCUUUAAUAUUGCUUCCACGUAUUUUGGAAACUAUUUCAUUUAUAAAUGAACAUAAUCAAAACUAGUCAUGUAUAGCCUCUAGCGUUUUAAAUUAUUUUUAUUUAUUAGAAAAAAAAAUCUAUUUUUCUUUUUUUUUUUCAUUGUCAAGUAUUUUUUCCCUUAAAAAUCUGCAUGUGUGGCCAGACUCCUAAGAAUUUAAAACAAAACAAACCUCAGUCUUUGGCUUUUAAAGGAGAAUGAUGGUCACAGUUAUAAGGACAUGUAAUUAAGGGAGACAAAUGAUAUAUUUACAAAAAGAAAAAAAAAAAAGGUCCAACUUGUAUUUUAGUAUAUCAAAAAAAGAAGAAAAAAAAAAAGAACAGUUCACCAAAAUGUUUCUUUACUGGAGGAUGUGUAUUUUGUUCAGCAUCGACACCAGCUCUUAAUAAACUGAACUUAUUUAUUUUCAAAGUUGAAAGUCAUAUUUUUGUACAUGUAACAUUCUUCUGGACUAUUCUUUGGUUUAUUACCAUACACAGGUCAUCAUAACUGCCAGUUAUGUUAAGGCCCAAUCCCCAACCUCCACCCCCCCACGCCCCCCCACGCCCCACCCCCCCCCGCGUCCCCACACCGAGGGCCGCGUCGGGGCAGCGCUCGUAGGCAGCACUUGCUAUAAAUGGCAAAGCCAGCAAUUCCACCCCGCUUCCCUUCUGCCACGAGCGGCCGCUAAGGCCAGGGCGCAAUUCCUCUUCUGGUGCCGUGCAUUACAGUGCUGUAACCCACGGCGCCUAAAUCGUGCAUGAAAUCAUGUUUUAAGCCUUCUCAUCUACCCUCUUCUGUUGGUUCCGUGCUGCCAUAGUGCUGAUGGCCUUGCAUCAGGCUUGCUUAUUGCCUUCUGACGCUGCCUGACAUGCACAGAGCUGUCGCGCCAGCCCUUUGCGCUUUGGUGGUAGCGCAUACCGCGGUAAAAGGCACCCUCCCCCCCACCCCGACUCCUUUUGGGGCGGUUGGAUCGGGAUGACAACUGGUUUAGCCUCAGCGCUAUAAUCUCAAACCAUGCUGGUCUCGGUUAAUGCCCAUACGUGCAGUUGCAUAGUUCCCAUUGGUGGGACACCGUACAUAAAAGUACAGUAAUAAUAAAAUCAAAAUAAAAGCAAUGAAUGUAUUUAUUAUGGCAACCUACAAAAGGCCUUUGCUAGGUGCCUUUUGUGUCAGCAGGUUCACAACAUUGCCAACGAGCUUUAUAGGUAUCAGCCAAAAAUGUGAUGUUUCAUACCUGUGCUGCAGUAUCUAGCCACCCAAGCGGUUGGUGGUCUGAGUUAGUAACUCUUGCUAGCUCAAAUUAGCAACAUCUGACACAAUUGUGUGGGAAAAAAAAAAAACCAAAAACCCAAAACAAACAAAGGCUGUGCUAAUAAGGAUUAAAAAUUAAAACAAACCCAUAGGACCCAGCCAUCAGGAAAGGCAGCGCUUCAGUGUGUGACUUAACGUUAGGCUUUGUAAUCUUGUGGAAUUGCAAACACCACACUAAACCGUACUGUGGUACUUCGAUCAUUAGCGAAAUCUCAGUGAAUCAGACGACUACAAAGCAGAGUAAUUUAUUGUGAAACCAAUGAUGUCCACUAUAUAAUCCAACAUUUAAGCUAAACUCUCGCAGCUUUAAUGUUUGUUCACUGGCUGCAGUACAAAUAUAACCGUACUAACACCUAAUAGGCUUUAUUCUGGAGUGACUUCUUGGGCUGUGACUACUUUGUCGUUACAUAUUGUAGAAUAGCUAUUUAAAGACAAUAACAAUAAUUGUUAAUACGGUAUCUGUAAAAUUGGCUUGCUUAAAAUAUUUCACUCUCCUACAAAGCAACAAAAUAAUUUAAGUAGUUUUUCCACUAUUGGUUAGGCCAUGUUCAAACCAUUUCACAGUCCUCAAAACAGAAGAUGACUCUGGUGAGUGCUUCCAAUCUACGCUGCUUCAGCUGGUGAUGCGUUAUAAUCUACAUCCAGUUUCUGCAUUGGGUCAUGUUAAUCCUUUACUUUGAAGUCAGUGCUCCUUUUUCAUUUAUGAACUGCAUUCAUAUUAUAACCCGAGCAAAAAAAGCUAGUCCUGAGUACAGGGAAAAAAAUUGAGGUUUGUGUUCAACUUCACCAAGUACCUGUGACUUUUGUCUUAGAAGGCCAGUAUUUAAUGUAAGGGCACAGAACACUCUACCUUGUAUUUUAUCAGUGCCAUUUCUGAGCAUCCUUCCUUCCUUCAGAAGUGAGCCGUCACUGGGGAAAACAUACUAAAAUGGCUCAAAUACAACACUCCUACAUAGCUGAGGGGUAUGUGUGUCUGUCCAGUUUAACUGUCACACCCAAAAAUAUCAUGCUGCCAACUGUACCUAAAUAAAGGCCAGUUAUUUGUGUAUUUUUUUGAGCAGAUAUAUGAGUCGGCGCACGCCCCUCCCAGCACAGCUAGGUGCCUAUGUAACGCCAGCCAGCCAGGACGCCACCCGGCGAGAGCAAGUGAGACAAAGGUCUAGGGACAGGUCUGCAUUUCCCAGUUAUAGAAAAGCUAGGGAUAAUCAAUAAUUUUUUCUUACGCCUCUUUUCGCUGAUCGAGGACGCAGGACUGACGCCUGGCAGUUAGGUGGCGGCUCGUGUCGAAAACUUGUUGCAGAGCUUUGCCAUUCGGCCAUUAAAGACUACAAUAAAGCCAGCCCCAAUAGUUGGUUAUAUGAAGUGGCUGAGAAAGUGGCCUGAGUGACAGCUGGCAGACCACAGGAUGAUGUGGCAAUUAGUUUUUGAUCUUUAUUAAUAAU